Myotis daubentonii (Daubenton's bat) is the source of this 3145-nucleotide messenger RNA. RefSeq names its product solute carrier family 12 member 8 (gene SLC12A8). Gene Ontology annotation, cellular component: membrane. Lineage: Eukaryota; Metazoa; Chordata; Mammalia; Chiroptera; Vespertilionidae. The record is from RefSeq and is a predicted model, not a curated record. Gene Ontology annotation, molecular function: potassium:chloride symporter activity. Gene Ontology annotation, biological process: potassium ion homeostasis; cell volume homeostasis; potassium ion import across plasma membrane.
CCUGGACCCAGACUUGUGGGUGCAGACGUGGCUGGGGUGCCCAAGCCCGGGCGGGACCCGCCUGGCCAGCGGGACAGCUGGGACCCGCACAGCGACACCUGGACAGCCACGUGGCCGCGGGGCGGGGACGGGGCGGGCGCAGCGCAGGAGCUCGCUGACCCGGAGCAGAGGGGCUCCCCACCCAGACCACCAGGCUCCCCGUUUCCACAAGAAUGGCCCAGAUGUCUCAGGUGCAGGAACUCUUCCACGAGGCAGCCCAGCAGGGGGUCCUGGCCCAGCCCCAGCCCUGGUGGAAGGUCCAGCUGUUCGUGUGGGAGCCAGUGCUGUUCGGGACCUGGGAUGGCGUGUUCACGUCCUGCAUGAUCAACAUUUUUGGGGUCGUCCUUUUCUUGAGGACCGGCUGGCUGGUGGGAAACACGGGAGUGCUCAUGGGCAUGUUUCUGGUGUCCUUCGUCAUCCUGGUGGCCCUCGUCACCGUGCUGUCUGGCAUCGGAGUCGGGGUGCACUGUGGCAUUGGCAGUGGUGGCGUCUACUCCAUGAUCUCCUCAGUCCUGGGCGGGCAGACCGGAGGCACCAUCGGGCUACUCUAUGUGUUUGGACAGUGUGUUGCAGGUGCCAUGUACAUCACCGGCUUCGCUGAAUCCAUCUCAGAUUUGCUGAGCCUCAGGAACAUCUGGGCCGUGCGAGGCAUUUCAGUUGCGGUGCUUCUGGCCUUGCUGGGCAUUAACCUAGCAGGUGUCAAAUGGAUCAUCCGCCUGCAGCUGCUGCUGCUGCUGCUGCUGGCCGUGUCCACCCUGGACUUCGUGGUGGGCUCCUUCACACACCUGGACCCAGAACAUGGCUUCGUUGGGUAUUCACCGGAACUGCUGCAGAACAACACGCUGCCUGAUUACAGCCCCGGGGAGUCUUUUUUCACUGUCUUUGGGGUGUUCUUCCCAGCAGCAACAGGAGUCAUGGCCGGCUUCAACAUGGGGGGUGAUCUCAGGGAGCCUGCUGCCAGCAUCCCCCUGGGCUCCCUCGCAGCUGUUGGCAUCUCGUGGUUUCUGUACAUCGUCUUUGUCUUCCUGCUUGGCGCCAUCUGCACCCGCGAGGCCCUCCGCUAUGACUUCCUGAUAGCGGAAAAGGUGUCCCUGGUGGGCUUCCUGUUCCUUUUGGGCUUAUACAUCUCAUCUCUGGCCUCCUGUAUGGGGGGCCUCUACGGAGCCCCCCGGAUCCUGCAGUGCAUUGCCCGGGAGAAAGUGAUUCCCGCAUUGGCCUGUCUGGGGCAAGAGAAAGGGCCAAAUAAAACCCCCAUAGCUGCCAUCUGCCUGACCAGUUUGGUGACCAUGGCCUUUGUCCUUGUGGGUCAGGUGAACGUUCUGGCUCCCAUAGUCACCAUUAACUUCAUGCUGACAUACAUCGCGGUGGAUUACUCUUACUUCUCCCUGUCCAUGGUUCCCGGCAGCCACCCCCAGGUGCCUGAGCCAGUGCACAGGCAGGACAUGGAAGCUCUCCUCUGCUCUGAGCACCUGCUGUUGGAAAAGGCUCCCCGGUAUGGCUCUGAGGGCACUGCCCGAAGCCUCUCUGAGGGCACUCUGCUAGAAUUCACCAAAGACAUGGAUCAGCUCCUGCAGCUAACCAAGAAGCUUGAGAGCAGCCAGACCAGGCCGGGAGAGAGCAACAGGAUCCCAGAGCAUCCGAGGGGAAAAUGCAAGAAGGCCACCAAGCAAACCCUGCAAGAUAGCUUCCUCUUGGACCUCAAGUCGCCAACUUCCUUCCCCGCAGAAGGCCCUGACAGCUUGCCCACUGCCAUCUGGGCGGGGCAGGAGUCCUACUGGAACAAGCAGGGUGCCAGGAGGGAAAGGGCUCAGCCUGCGGGAGCGCGUGGAGAACAACUUGUCCCUGAGCUGAGUCACCAGCCAAGGCCAAGUGGAGAAGACUUCUUCCUAAAGUCUAGGCUCCAGGAACAAGAUAUCCAGAGCAGAACUACUUCUUUCUACGCUCGCAUAUGCAACCCCUGGGUCUCCCUGUUGGGGGCCGUUGGGUCUCUUGUCAUCAUGUUUGUGAUCCAGUGGGUCUAUGCUUUGAUCAACAUGUGUGUUGCUGCCAUUGUGUAUUUCUACAUUGGUCGGGCCAGUCCCGGGCUUCACCUUGGAUCAGCCUCCAACUUCAGUUUUUUCAGAUGGAUGCGGUCUCUUCUGAUCCCCUCCUGCAGGAGCUUGCGAUCCCCACAGGAGCAGAUCAUUUUGGCGCCGUCCCUGGCGAGAGUUGACAUGGAGAUGAAGCAGCUCACCCAAGAGAACACAGACUUCGCCACUCGGGACCGCUACCACCACUCCUCCCGGGUGAGCCGAGAGCAGCUGAUGCCUCAGUACUAGAGUGCUGAGCGCUCAGUCCUGGGCAGCCGGGGCCCUCCUCUCCUGGGGCUGUCUAGUGCUCCGUGGACUCCAAUCCCAGAGCCUUUGUGGAGCUGGUUCUCCUCAGUAAGAAACUCAAAGACCUGUCCUCCCACUGCCGUGUUGGACAAUGAACAUCUGCAUUCUGGUCUGGCACACCACCGCCGACCAGAGCAGCCACGCGAAUGGCCGUGGCUCUGAAACACACUCCCUGUCUGAAGAGCUCCCCACGGACACCAAGACCGGCAGGUGUGGAGAACCGGGCCAGACUGCUUGUUCCGAGGGCCGCAAUAAAUGGUUGUUUAAAUUUUUAUUUUAUUAUUUACUCGUUGAAUAAAUAACGCACCAACAUGGUUACAAACCCCAAAGUAUAAUCAUCCUUGCUCCCCGUCUGUUCAGUUCCAUUCUCUGCCCCAGAGGUCACCACACCGUUUUUAUAUUAUUUCCAGCAUUUCUCGAUGAUAAACCAGCAAAUAGAAAUGGGGAUUCUGAUUACUCCCCUUUUAUACACAAAAGAUAGCGUAUUAUACAUGUGUUCUGCACCUCGAUUUUCCCCUUAACGAUCUAUCUUGGAGACAUUUCCAUAUCAUUACAUACAGUUUCCUCAUUACUUUUCAUUGUAUGAAUGCACUGUAAUUUAUUUCAUCAGCUCCACACUCAUGGCAUUUGGAUUAUUUCCAGUCUUUUGCUGCUGUUAUAAUCAGUUCUGCACUGAAUAAUCUUGUGCGUUUGUACAUGCAUAAAGAAUUUCUGAAGGAUAAAUUCCCAAA